UCAACUCAUUAAUUGUCAGUCUUCUUUAUCAUUUCCACGAACCGCACGAAAUGACAAAACUUAUAUUAUUAAUUUGUAUGUUUGUACCCGCGGCGCUGGCUCGCUGCAGCCCGCGGGCGGCGGUGCAAUCCUUCUCAAAGUCGGUGGACGAGUUCUCCGCAGACUUGGUGCAAAAGCUGGCUCAAAAUACCGAUGACCACUUCGUGGCCUCAACCCUGUCCGCCUGGACACUGCUGUCCUACACUUCCCUCGGCGCCGCGGGCACCUCGCUGCAAGAACUGAACUCUGUUCUCCGAAUGAGUUCAAAAAAAAGUUGCGUCAAAAAAUUCUUUGAAAUAACAAAAAAAAUUUACUCGCCAACUGUCGGGUCCGGUUUAGAAGGCGCUUCGGCGAUAUUCGUCAACAAAAACAUGUCGGUUAUUGAUAAAUUUCGAAGCCAAGUGAAGGAAGCCGGAGUCGGCGAGUUGGUAGAGGUCUCUGCUGACGACCGCGAGCGCGUCGCGGCGGCGAUCAACGAGCACUUCAAAUCCGCUACCAACGGAUCCAUUGAGAAGAUCGUGGAGGCCGACGAUUUGACAGAUGUCGCAAUGAUAAUCGUGGACGUUCUCCGAUUUAAGGGCGCCUGGACAAAACCUUUUCCUACAGAUGACACGAAAGAUAGUCCGUUCCACGACGAGGGAUCGAACGAAAUCGGUCGCGUCAACCUCAUGACUCUGACCGACUUUUUUAAAGCUUGGAAUAUGGACGAUAUAAACGCCACGGUGGUCGAGCUGCCGUACGAUGAUAAUAAAUUCUCUAUGUACGUGUUCCUCCCCUACGCGGACACAAAGUUGAGGAAUGUUAUAGGUGCCUUGAAAACAACUAGUCUAAGAACAAUAGUGGAACGUUUACAAAAAGUAGAGGCUCAAGAGGUAACCGUGAGCCUGCCGAGAUUUAAGAUUUCCUCCAACAUUGACAACUUGAAGGAGCUCCUAACGGCGAUGGGAUUGAGGGCGAUGUUCGACAGCAGCGCGGCGAGCUUCCCGCGGGUGUCUCAGUGGCCGCUGCAUGUGUCAGCGUUGCGGCAGCGCGCAGCAGUGCUCGUGUCGGAGCGGGGCACGGCUGCCAGCGCCGCCACCGAGGCCGAAUUCUCCUUUAAAAGCUUCUCGCUCACCUUCACCGCGAAUAAACCAUUCUUCUUCGCUAUUGUGGAUAAUGAAACAAAAAUUCCUGUAUUUGAGGGAGCUUAUUCCAAGCCGAGUGUGUACUGAGCGGGUACUAGUAACAUUUUUAUUCUUAUUUGUGUAUUUUUAAUUUAUUAUCCUGUUACAUUUAUUAUUUGAUUUAUUGUUCUAAAUCGUCGCUUAGAUGAUUCCUACAACAAGGACUAAAAUGUUAUUGAUAUCUAAUGUUAAUUUUAUGGUCUAAAAGCCGGUGAGAGGAGAGGAUAAAAUUCGAUUAUGGAAAAUUAUCAAAGACAUGUUUAUUAAUCAAUUAUAUACGAUAAAAAUAUGCCUCAACUAGUGAUCAUAUUGCCGAAGGUCGACCUCCCUGCUAUCCUUUACUAUUAUAAAUCCUUGGUUCACAUAAAGAAUUCUAAAAAUACCAAUUUUCUAGUUUACAAGUCCCGUUAAAUGAGAAGUAUUUGCUACGCAUAAAUAUCGAUUACAUUUAUAUCUUAAAAAGUUAUAUUCUGUGUCUUCUCUCUCCAAAUCUCGACCCUCAAGAGCCAGUAGAACUUUAUCAGGAGUACUGUUACGCGUUAUUUAGGUGAAUGUACAUAAUAUAGUUUGUUUGAUCUACUUUAACUGCGUGAUUGUUUACUUAAAUGGAUUAUACUACAUGGUAUAAUACAUUUAACUUAACUAUCACGUUAUCUGACUCCGCCUCCGUCUUAUGUCAAAUUAAAUAAAACCGAAACUUUGUUUAAGUCGCGCUUUGAUAAUGCCGGGAUCUGUUUAGUCGCACGGCGCGGUGCGGCGGGAUCAUUUUGUAGCGUUCCCGGGACGUAUUAAUCCUUGUUAAGACCAAUAAAUUAUUCGGUAUACUUCAGUUGCUCCUUACACAAGAGGCGCGCGAUUCUAUUAGCCACAGUUGAUACCGAUAGCAAACAACUUGUUUACUUUCUCUUUGGAACUCGUAGUCGGCAACGCGGCGUACAGCGGCGAACCAAGGGCCUUUAGACAACUUUUCGGGUUAGCCACACGGAGGCAAUAAUUUAUUACAUAAGACAAAAGAGUAAGCGGCUACUUGAAUUCGCCAAAAUAGUGUUGUGAACGUUGCCCAUAGACAUCUGCAUUUGCCGAUGCGUUGCCUACCUUCAAUCCACAGAGGAGGAGACGCAAAGAACCCUUUCCCCUUCACAUCGUCCCCUCAUCUGCCAAAUCCACCCACCUUUCCAACCCUUCCCGUUGGGCCGAUCGGCCUACCGAUCAAACGGUCGAAUGGGAAUUUCAUUUCCUAUUCUUUAAAGGUUGAUUUAUUAAUUCAAACAUCAUUAUUACGUUGUUCAGGAAUUGUUGCAUGAAACAACUCCUCUUAUAUUGUAGUUAUUACGAGAUACGCACUCAAUUGUCGCGUCCCGAAUCCCUCGAGCCGGCGGCCGGCGACCUAGUUCUGAAAACACCCUAAACUGCUCUAAACCGACCAUUAUAAAUUCAAUUAUGGGAUUAAGAUGCUGACAAUUCGAUGGUCGGGACUCGAUGGUGAGCGGGCGGG
Papilio machaon (common yellow swallowtail) is the source of this 2697-nucleotide messenger RNA. Its product is annotated as serine protease inhibitor. Lineage: Eukaryota; Metazoa; Arthropoda; Insecta; Lepidoptera; Papilionidae. Gene Ontology annotation, molecular function: serine-type endopeptidase inhibitor activity. The transcript has a single exon. The record is from RefSeq and is a predicted model, not a curated record. Bases 51 to 1250 code for a protein of 399 amino acids.